This is a messenger RNA of Penicillium subrubescens, 618 nucleotides long. RefSeq names its product flavin-linked sulfhydryl oxidase. Gene Ontology annotation, molecular function: flavin adenine dinucleotide binding; flavin-dependent sulfhydryl oxidase activity. The coding region runs from base 1 to 618 and encodes 205 amino acids. The record is from RefSeq and is a predicted model, not a curated record. Lineage: Eukaryota; Fungi; Ascomycota; Eurotiomycetes; Eurotiales; Aspergillaceae. Gene Ontology annotation, cellular component: mitochondrion. The transcript is spliced from 2 exons.
AUGGCCGAGGUACCUCCCGAGCAGCUGGAUGCCCAAUUCCACACACCACCCCAUGCCUUCAACCAAAUACCUCCAAAACCCGUCAAGGAUUCGCAAGAUGGCGACUCCAAGGCCCCAUUACCCAAGGGCGUAGUCCUCGACAAAGAUGGCAAGCCCAACAAUCGCAAACCUCCCCCUCCACCACCACCUCUUCAUCAACAUCAACAACAAUCCCCACAUCAGCAACAACAUCCCGCUCAACCCCCCAACCAACCGAAACCCCCCCCCGACUGCCCACCAGACGUCGAGCAACUCGGCCGCUCAACCUGGACCCUCCUACACACCAUGGCGGCCACAUACCCCGAAAAAGCAUCUGCAUCACACCAAGAAGACAUGCAGGGUUUCCUAAAGUUCUUCUCCAAGCUGUACCCCUGCUGGGUGUGUGCGGACGAUUUCCGGACGUGGAUGGCGCACCCGAGUGGACGCAAUCAGCCCAAGUUGAGUGGGCGGAAGGAGUUUGGGUGGUGGAUGUGUGAGGCGCAUAAUGAGGUGAAUCGGAAGUUGGGGAAGAAGGAGUUUGAUUGUCGACUUUGGGAGGAGAGGUGGAGGACUGGGUGGAAGGAUGGGAGGUGUGAUUGA